This is a messenger RNA of Mesorhabditis belari, 1137 nucleotides long. NCBI's taxonomy places the organism in Eukaryota, Metazoa, Nematoda, Chromadorea, Rhabditida, Rhabditidae. The record is from the annotation of a GenBank genome assembly.
AUGAUGAUCCAUUUGUCAAGUUUUAUAUUUCGAAUAGGAUUAAUAAAGAGGAUUUUAUGUAAAUACACUGAAGGCAUUCUCGUCUCGGCACAAGCCUUCUGUUUCACGAUCUCGAAAGUGGUGUUCGCUUCAUUAUCCGAUCAUAUACCGUUUGCAAAGUUAAUCUUCCUUGGCAUGAUUGGAGUUGGGCUGGCUACGGUAAGCGCCUCGAUGAGCACAUCUUUCUACGAAUUGCUUGUAACUGUGAUUAUCAAUGGAUGUGUACAGGGAGCCGGUUGGACACCGUCGACAUUGCUCAUCAAAAAGUGGAGUCCUGAGAUCGAUUUCGGUUCGUGGUACUCGCUUUUCGGGGCGUCGAACACGAUAUCGGGUAUGGUGUUACCGUAUGCCGCUUUUCUGCCCUGGAGAAUCGCUUGCUGGUAUGCAGGUGCAAGUACCCUCCUCUGGCUUUUGAUCUCCUUCAAAUUCUUGAGAGAAGAUUUUAAUUCAAUGGAAAAUGUUAACAAAGAUGAAGAGGAAGUGAAACUGGAAACUGGUCUAAAAGACGUUCUCACAUCAACAGCCGUUCUUCAUGUGGCUUUUGCGUACGCAUAUCCGCUAUCGAUGCGCACUGUUUGCGAGACGUGGUUUCCGGUGGAUUUGAUCGAGAGAGGGAUCUCGCCAAGCGGUUUUCAGUUCUUCAACGAGGCGGGAGGUCUAACAGGCGUGCUUGUCUCUGGGAUGAUUGUCGAUUUCAUUUCGCGACGUGUUGGAGUAGAAACAUCGAUCCGGAAUUGCGCGGGGAUUUCAACGAUUUUCAUGAUGAUCAUCAUCACAUUGAGUAUUUAUACCGUAUCGGCAGCACCAUCGGUUUUCGGGUUCCUCUGCGGCUUCUCGUAUCAAGCUUGUAUCAAUUGCUGGGGCUUGUGCAUCUCGAGAAUUGCUCCGUUGAAUGUGCAAGGCUCGGCGAGUGCCCUCAUCUCACUCGUGGCUAAUAUUGGUUCUGUGCUGGCUGGAGCACCGUUGAGUUGGCUGCAAGGAGAGGAAGGGAUCGCCUCGUUGGGAUUACUCUUUUUCGGGCUCACCGUGCUUGCUUCAUUCCUCUACACGCUGAAGUUGCCGAUUCAAAUGGAGGCGACACGGAAAGAGAAAGCUGAA